AGAAGAAGAAGGAUGCACGUGUCGAUGGCAACGCGAGUCCCUAUGUGGUUCUCUCGACGAAGACUCCUUGAAGAGAAGCUCUCUGACCUUCACAGGUGCAACAACCUUGACCUUGUGAAGCAAAGCCACGCCCAAAUCCUCAAAGCUCAUCUCCACCAAGACCUCUACGUUGCUCCCAAACUCAUCGCUGCUUUCUCCCUCUGUCGCCACAUUGCCUUUGCCGUCAGCGUCUUCAACCAAGUCACCGACCCCAAUACCCACUUGUACAACUCCAUCAUUAGAGCACACGCUCAUAACAACUCUCACCCUUCACACGCUUUCGCCAUUUUCUUUGACAUGCAGAGAAAUGGUGUCUACCCUGAUAAUUUCACUUACCCAUUUUUGUUAAAGGCUUGUGAUGGCCGUUCUUCGUUUCCGUUGGUUCAAAUGAUCCAUGCCCAUGUCGAAAAAUUUGGUUUUUAUGGUGAUAUCUUUGUGCCCAAUUCGUUGAUUGAUUCGUACUCUAAGUGCGGGAGUGUUGGCCUUGAUGGGGCAAUGAAGUUGUUUUUGAAAGUAAAGGAACGGGAUAUUGUGACUUGGAACUCUAUGAUUGGUGGGUUGGUGAAAGGUGGUGAGUUGGAUGAUGCUUGUAGGCUGUUUGAUGAAAUGCCUGAGAGAGAUAUGGUUAGUUGGAACACGUUGUUAGAUGGGUAUGCGAAGGCGGGAGAGAUGAAUAAGGCGUUUGAACUGUUUGAGAAAAUGCCUGAGAGGAAUAUUAUCUCUUGGUCCACGAUGGUUUGGGGUUAUAGUAAAGCUGGUGAUAUGGAUAUGGCUAGGAUGUUGUUUGAUAAGUGUCCCGCUAAAAAUUUGGUGCUUUGGACCACCAUAAUAUCUGGGUAUGCUGAGAAGGGGAUUGUGAAGGAGGCGACAGCCUUGUAUGAUAAAAUGGAGGAAGCUGGGUUGAAGCCUGAUGAUGGUUUUUUGAUAAGUAUUUUGGCUGCAUGUGCUGAGUCUGGAAUGCUCGGAUUGGGGAAGAAAAUUCAUGCCUCCAUUCAGAGGUGUAGGUUUAGAUGUAGCACUAAGGUGUUGAAUGCAUUCAUUGAUAUGUAUGCUAAGUGUGGCUGUUUGGAUGCUGCGUUUGGUGUCUUUUGUGGAAUGAUGGCAAAGAAAGAUGUGGUGUCUUGGAAUUCCAUGAUCCAAGGGUUUGGCAUGCAUGGAAAUGGCGAGAAAGCACUUGAACUUUUCUCUAGGAUGGUACAUGAAGGUUUUGAGCCAGAUAAAUAUACAUUCAUUGGCCUUUUAUGUGCUUGCACCCAUGCAGGUCUUGUUAAUGAAGGACGUAAUUACUUUUAUUCAAUGGAGAAAGUGUAUGGGAUUGUUCCUCAAGUUGAGCAUUAUGGUUGCAUGAUUGACCUUCUUGGCCGUGGGGGACAUCUAAAAGAAGCUUUUGUGCUUUUGCGCAGCAUGCCUGUGGAACCAAAUGCCAUUGUAUUGGGUACUCUUUUGGGUGCUUGUCGGAUGCAUAAUGAUGUAGAUCUUGCAAGAACUGUGUGUGAUCAACUGUUUAGGUUGGUGCCAUCAGAUCCUGGAAAUUUCUCCCUUCUAUCAAAUAUUUAUGCUCAAGCAGGGGAUUGGAUGAAUGUUGCCAAUGUAAGGUUACAAAUUAAGAGUACAGGAGGCCAAAAGCCUUCUGGGGCUAGUUCCAUAGAGGUAGAAGAAGAAGUGCAUGAAUUUACUGUCUUCGAUCAGUCACACCCUAAAUCAGAUGAUAUAUACAAGAUGAUUGACAGAUUGGUACAGGACCUUAGGCAGGUUGGAUAUGUCCCUAUGAUAUAUCAAUAGAGAUGGAUGAAUAUGAUUUGGUUGCAUCAAAAUGUACAGCUGAAAUGAUGUAUACAAGAUGAAUGUUGCCAAUGUAAGGUUACAAAUUAAGAGUACAGGAGGCCAAAAGCCUUCUGGGGCUAGUUCCAUAGAGGUAGAAGAAGAAGUGCAUGAAUUUACUGUCUUCGAUCAGUCACACCCUAAAUCAGAUGAUAUAUACAAGAUGAUUGACAGAUUGGUACAGGACCUUAGGCAGGUUGGAUAUGUCCCUAUGAUAGAUCAAUAGAGAUGGAUGAAUAUGAUUUGGUUGCAUCAAAAUGUACAGCUGAAAUGAUGCUUAUAGUUUGGGAAAUGAAUAUGAUAAUAUACACAUUGCUGGCUUACCAAACGUAAAGAAAUCAUUUCCUUCAAUGCUAACACUGGCUUAGCAAAACAAAAAAGUUGUAAGCAUGGCUGCACCGGUGCUUACAGUGCAAGCAUCCUACAUUCCUACUAACACUGGCAGGAGCACUUUUAUAAAGCCAAA
Messenger RNA from Gastrolobium bilobum, 2326 nucleotides. RefSeq names its product pentatricopeptide repeat-containing protein At3g29230. The coding region runs from base 13 to 1821 and encodes 602 amino acids. The record is from RefSeq and is a predicted model, not a curated record. Gene Ontology annotation, biological process: RNA modification. Lineage: Eukaryota; Viridiplantae; Streptophyta; Magnoliopsida; Fabales; Fabaceae. The transcript has a single exon. Gene Ontology annotation, molecular function: protein binding; RNA binding.